This is a messenger RNA of Bemisia tabaci, 1800 nucleotides long. RefSeq lists its product as uncharacterized. Lineage: Eukaryota; Metazoa; Arthropoda; Insecta; Hemiptera; Aleyrodidae. Gene Ontology annotation, molecular function: methylated-DNA-[protein]-cysteine S-methyltransferase activity; protein binding. Gene Ontology annotation, biological process: DNA repair. The record is from RefSeq and is a predicted model, not a curated record.
UCGCACUUCGCAGUCCCGUUGUCCGCUCUUGAGUUUUCGUUGCGUUCUUUCUAAAGUCGGUGGUUUUCGUAUAUCUGCAAUUAUUUGACUCUCAAAUUACGAGAAAUUUGUAUAUUAACUGCCCUUAAACCAUUGGGGAUUUAACUUAUUAAGGAACAGCUGUCAUUAUUAACCUCCAUCUCAUAUCACUUUCAGGAGUUUCAGAUAGUCGAUGAAUGAGAAACCGUCAAAGCGCACUACCGCAGUCUCCGAGCUUUCCGCUGAAAUCAUCUAGCUAAUCAAGCGUCAAUUAGAAGGUGUAUUGUAAACGCCACCUAGAGUUAGGAGGAGCUGAAAAAAUGUUGUCUAAGUUUCUGCUCAUGCUCGCACCUUAGACGUCAUUGACUUGUUUCCUUCUCUCUGGAAGUUUGUUUCGUUACAUUUAAGCUUUUGAAAAAGUGAAAUGCUCGAUUUGAUUUCCCGGACCACCGAAGCAACAGAGUUAUUUCUCUCUUUUUGGUAAGGAAACAUCGCCUCGUCUCUAGUAAAUCUGCUAUCCUCCCAUUGCUUUAAUUCAUUCACAGCAAAUACGAACACCGCCAGUAUUAAAAUUCAUCGUUUUACCGUCUGUACCCACUUCAAUUGAAUAAUUCCUCUUCCCAAAAUUAAUCUGGAAAUCCCUACAUUUACGCUGCAUCAACUUCAGCUUUCCCCGACUCCACAAUCGAGCUAUGCCUGCCAAAAGCAUCUACCACUCGCCUUUGGGUCCGAUCCUACUGGAGGCAGACGACAAGGGCCUGACGCGGCUGGUUUUCCAGCAAUCUUCGAAGAGGAGCGGGCACAACGGGGAACGUGAAGACGGAGAACCUAAGCGCGAAGAGAACAAGUUCUUGGUGGAGGCAAAGCGCGAAGAGGAGAAGCUCCUGAUGGAAGCAAAGCGCGAAGAGGAGAAGUUCCUGAUGGAAGCAAAGGGCGAAGAGGAGAAGUUCCGGAUGGAAGCAAAGCGUGAAGAGGAGAAGUUCCGGAUGGAAGCAAAGCGUGAAGAGGAGAAGUUCCGGAUGGAAGCAAAGCGUGAAGAGGAGAAGUUCCGGAUGGAAGCAAAGCGCGAGGAGGAGAAGUUCCGGAUGGAAGCAAAGCGUGAAGAGGAGAAGUUCCGGAUGGAAGCAAAGCGUGAAGAGGAGGAGUUCCGGAUGGAAGCAAAGCGCGAAGAGGAGAAGUUCCGGAUGGAAGCAAAGCGCGAAGAGAACAAGUUCCUGACGGAAGCAAAGCGGGAGCUGAGCGAAUACUUCGCGGGAGAGCGGCGCGUGUUCGAAGUGCCGCUGCACGUGCCUCGAGGCACCGAGUUCCAACGGCGGGUCUGGAGGGCCCUGCGGACGAUGCCGUACGGGCGGACGUGCUCGUACCAGGAGCUGGCCGAGCGGGUGGAGUCGCCGCGGGCCGUGCGGGCGGUGGCCCAGGCGAACAAGGCCAACCCCAUCGCCGUCAUCGUGCCCUGCCACCGGGUCAUCGGCAAGAGCGGGAAGCUCACCGGGUACAUGGGCGCCGCCGCGGAGGGCCUCGCGCUCAAGAAGGCGCUCCUCGAGCUGGAGCACGGAGCCCGGACGUCGGAGAAGUAGGGAGCACCGCGCCCGCCCCCGGGAGAACCCAGUUCCUAACUUGGCGCAGUCGGAGAAAAUCCGGAAGCGAAGCAUUUGAUUAGUUAGCAAUGGACCACUAGACAAGGUACGAAUUUCAGCAUUCUGAUACUUGUUUCUUCACCACAAUUCCACGUAAAACACGAUGCGCACAACGAAAAUUACCGAAAUCAACUCCUUCCGAAGA